AUGAAUUUCUCCACAUAUCAAGAAAACCAGUCCCUUGAUACAACCAUCCUCGCUAACAGUUCGCUUCCAGCUGCAAUUGCUGAUGAAUGUAGCUUGCCUUUGGCAAUUGUUUUUACUUUAGCACUUGCCUAUGGAGCUGUUAUAAUUCUUGGACUUUCUGGAAAUUUGGCUCUUAUUAUAAUAAUAUUAAAGCAAAAAGAAAUGCGCAAUGUCACCAACAUCCUCAUAGUAAACCUUUCAUUUUCUGACUUGUUAGCAACAAUUAUGUGCCUCCCUUUUACCCUUGUUUAUACCCUCAUGGAUCACUGGAUUUUUGGGGAAGCUAUGUGUAAGCUAAAUGAGUAUGUGCAGUGUAUUUCUGUGACAGUUUCCAUUUUUUCAUUGGUUCUGAUUGCUGUCGAACGUCAUCAACUGAUCAUAAACCCUCGUGGAUGGAGACCUAGCAAUAGGCAUGCUUGCAUUGGAAUCACAGCAAUAUGGAUUGUAUCAAUAACUGGAUCAUUGCCUUUCAUAAUUUAUAGCAGUUUAACUGAUGAACCAUUCCAAAACAUAAGUGUUGACUUCUAUGUUGGAAAAUAUGUGUGCAUUCAACAGUUCCCAAACGAACAAUUCCGGCUGUUUUACAACACUCUGCUUUUUGUGAUUCAGUACCUGGGACCUCUUUGUUUUAUAUUCGUAUGCUACACGAAGGUAAAGUUUCUGUCUGUGUGUUAUGUCACUGUACAUAUAUAAAAUAGAAAAAAUCCUUGCACUUUUGCCUACUUUAAACAACUUCUUUACAUGUCGGGUGCUAGACCAUGCUACAGAUAUACAUAAUGGGAAGAAGGUGUGCACUCCUAGUCUUCCAUAAGAAACUGAUUUAUUGCUUCCUACCUGAAAGGUUAACAAAACAUAUGCAGAAAGGAGUCAACAAUUCUCUCCCUGAUUGGGACUUUCUUCAGGACAGCAUGUACAUAUAUAUAUAUAUAUAUAUUAGCAGUAGUUUUAAAACAUCUCAGGAUCUACCUUUUGAGCACCCCUGGUGUAUAUAUGUAAUUUAAAUUAAUAUUUAAAAAAAAAAAAAAAAAUAUAUAUAUAUAUAUAUAUACACACAUAUAUCAGAGAUGCCCAAAAAGUACAUCUCCAGAUGUUUUUAAAACUACAGCUUCCAUGAUGCUUUGUCAUUCUAAAAGCAUUAAUUUCAAAUGUAUGCAAAGCAUCAAGGGAGUUGUAGUUCCACAACAUCUGGGGAUCUACCUUUUGGGCACCCAUGAUAUAUACACACAUCUAAUGAUUAUUGUCCUCUUUUUUUUGUUUCAGAUAUUUCUAAGAUUAAGAAAGAGAAAUAAUAUGAUGGACAAGAUGAGAGAUAACAAGUACAGAUCGAGUGAAACGAAAAGAAUCAACAUCAUGCUUUUAUCUAUUGUAGUUGGAUUCGCACUUUGUUGGCUGCCUUUCUUCAUCUUUAACUUGGUGUUCGAUUGGAACUAUGCAGCCAUCGAAAUGUGUAGCCAUAAUCUAUUAUUUUUGAUUUGCCACCUUACUGCAAUGAUCUCCACGUGUGUGAACCCGAUAUUCUAUGGUUUCCUCAACAAAAACUUUCAGAGGGAUUUACAAUUUCUCUUUAAUUUUUGUGAUUUUAGAUCUAGAGAAGAUGAUUAUGAAACUAUAGCUAUGUCUACAAUGCACACUGAUGUUUCCAAAACAUCUUUGAAGCAAGCAAGCCCAAUAGCAUAA
This is a messenger RNA of Pelobates cultripes (western spadefoot toad), 1716 nucleotides long. Lineage: Eukaryota; Metazoa; Chordata; Amphibia; Anura; Pelobatidae. The record is from the annotation of a GenBank genome assembly.